AUGGCAUACAUGUGUAUCACAGGGCUUCUCUUCUUAUUACAAAUCUUAAUGCUACCAGUUCCUGAAUGUAGAGCAAAAGUUCCAGCCAUCAUAGUGUUCGGGGACUCAUCAGUGGAUUCAGGGAACAACAAUUUUAUUUCCACAAUUGCGAAGGGCAAUUUUGCACCUUACGGCCGUGAUUUUCCAGGGGGUGGUGCCACUGGACGAUUCUGCAAUGGCCGCCUACCUCCUGACUUUCUCUCCGAGGCUUUUGGCCUCAAGCCAACUAUUCCUGCCUAUUUGGAUCCAAUGUAUAACAUAUCAGAUUUUGCUACUGGAGUUUGCUUUGCUUCUGCUGGAAGUGGCUAUGACAAUGCCACUGCAGAUGUGCUAGUAAGCAUUCCAUCCAAAAAAUAUUUCAUUUUGAUUCUAAGACAUGCUAGAUUCCACGAACUCAUAUACCUUCUUCCUGUCAUUCCAAACUGUCGAUUCUGUGCUAAAUUUCAUUUUCUAAGCAAAAAUGUGAUAACUAUAGAUAAUUAUUUUUUUUUGCUAAUGGUCACCUAUAUAUUACUGCCAAUGUUGACAUUGCAGGGAGUGAUUCCUUUAUGGCAAGAGCUUGAGCACUACAAGGAUUACCAAAAGAUACUGAAAGCCUAUAUUGGUGCCGUGAAAGCAAAGGAAAUAAUAACAGAGGCUUUAUAUAUAAUGAGCUUAGGAACGAAUGAUUUCUUGGAAAAUUACUACGCAAUCCCUGCCCGACGAUCACAAUUCACCAUCCAACAAUACCAGGAUUUCCUGAUCGGACUUGCUGAGAAUUUUGUAAAGCAACUGUUUGGUCUUGGAGCUCGGAAAUUAUCCCUUACUGGGCUUUCUCCAAUGGGGUGUUUGCCAUUGGAGAGAGCUACAAAUUUCAUGCAUCCAAACAAUUGUGUGAAGGAAUACAACGAUCUUGCUUUAGAAUUUAAUGGAAAGUUGAACAGUUUGGUGGCAAAGCUGAAUGGUGAACUUCCUGGAAUGAAAGUGCUGUUUGCAAAUCCGUACGACUUAUUGCUGCGACUCAUCACAGCACCCUCUCUGUAUGGAUUCGAGAAUGCGGAAGUAGGAUGCUGUGGCUCAGGAUCAUUUGAGAUGGGAAUUCUGUGUACUCGAGACCAUCCACUAACAUGCACAGAUGCAAACAAAUAUAUAUUUUGGGACGCCUUUCAUCUCACUGACAGAACAAAUCAAAUAGUCUCGGCUUAUUUAUUUAAGGAUCUGAAGUCAAAUUUUCUUUGA
Molecule: messenger RNA, 1257 nt
Organism: Dovyalis caffra
Lineage: Eukaryota; Viridiplantae; Streptophyta; Magnoliopsida; Malpighiales; Salicaceae
Source: the annotation of a GenBank genome assembly